Molecule: messenger RNA, 2733 nt
Organism: Pipistrellus nathusii (Nathusius's pipistrelle)
Lineage: Eukaryota; Metazoa; Chordata; Mammalia; Chiroptera; Vespertilionidae
Source: the annotation of a GenBank genome assembly
AUGGAAGUGUUGGAAGAAUCCGAAAAAGAAGAAAUCAGUGUUGAAGAUGAAGCUGUGGAUAAAAACACUUUCAAAAACUGCAGCAAAAUUGCUUUCUACAGGCGUCAGAAACAGCAGCUCUCCAAGAAGUCCACCUAUCAGGCAUUACUAGACUCAGUCACAACGGGCAAAGACAGCACCAGAUUCCAAAUCACCAAUGAAGCCACGAAGGUUCCUCUUUUGGCUGAAGUUUUUGGUAUAGAGGGAAAUAUCUUCAGGCUUAAAAUCAAUGAAGAAACUCCCCUGAAGCCCAGGUAUGAAGUCCCAGAUGUGAUCACAAGCAAACCAAGUACUGUAAGGCUGAUUUCAUGUUCAGGAGAUACAGGCAGUCUCAUAUUGGCAGAUGAAAAAGAUCUCAAGUUUCAUAUCACGGCAAACCCAUUCAAAGUAGACUUGGUGUCUAAAGAAGAGGUUGUGAUGAGCAUAAAUGCCCUGGGCCAACUGUAUUUUGAGCAUCUGCAGAUUCCUCCCAAGCAAAGAGCUACCAGAGAAAAGGAGAAUGCAUUAAUUGACACCUCUCAGAAAAAUCAAGAGGAUCUAGGCCUGUGGGAGGAGGAAUUUGGAAAAUUUGUGGAUGUCAAAGUUAAUGGUCCUGCCUCCAUUGGUUUGGAUUUCUCCUUGCAUGGAUUUGAGCAUCUCUAUGGGAUCCCACAACAUGCAGAAUCACACCAACUUAAAAAUACUGGUGAUGAGGACGCUUACCGUCUUUAUAACCUGGAUGUCUAUGGCUACGAAAUACAUAACAAAAUGGGCAUUUAUGGUUCAGUGCCUUAUCUCUUGGCCCACAAAUUAGGUAUGACUUUAGGCAUUUUUUGGCUGAAUUCUUCAGAAACACUAGUGGAGAUCAAUACAGAGCCUGCAGUAAAGAUGGGCCCAGUUGAUGCUAAACAAAAGAACAGAUCUCGAACUGAUGUGCAUUGGAUGUCAGAGAGUGGAAUCAUUGAUGUUUUUCUGCUGACAGGGCCUACACCUUUUGACGUCUUCAAGCAGUACGCAUCUCUUACAGGCACACAAGCCAUGCCGUCUCUCUUCUCCUUGGGGUACCACCAGUGCCGCUGGAACUAUGAGGAUGAGCAGGAUGUACAAGCAGUGGAUGCAGGAUUUGACAAACAUGACAUUCCUUAUGAUGCCAUGUGGCUGGACAUAGAGCACACCGAGGGCAAAAGGUACUUCACCUGGGACAAGAAAAGAUUCCCCAACCCCAAAAGGAUGCAGGAGCAGCUCCGAGGCAAAAAACGCAAGCUUGUGGUUAUCAGUGACCCGCAUAUCAAGAUUGACCCUGACUACUCAGUGUACACUACAGCCAAAGAACAGGGCUACUUUGUGAGGAAUUUUGAAGGGGGAGACUUUGAAGGAGUAUGCUGGCCUGGUCUCUCCUCUUACCUGGAUUUCACCAACCCCAAGGUCAGAGAGUGGUAUUCAGGUCUUUUUGCUCUUUCUGUUUAUCAGGGAUCUACUGACAUCCUCUACAUAUGGAAUGACAUGAAUGAACCCUCGGUCUUUAGAGGGCCAGAGCAAACCAUGCAGAAGAAUGCCAUUCAUCAUGGCAACUGGGAGCACAGAGAACUUCACAACAUCUAUGGCUUUUAUCAUCAAAAGGCUACUGCAGAAGGACUGAUACAACGAUCUAAGGGAAAGGAGAGACCCUUUGUUCUUACACGUUCUUUCUUUGCUGGAUCACAAAAGUAUGGUGCUGUGUGGACAGGCGACAACAAAGCAAAAUGGAGUUACCUGAAAAUUUCUAUCCCUAUGUUACUCACUCUCAGCGUUACCGGGAUCUCUUUUUGUGGAGCUGAUGUCGGCGGCUUCGUGGGGGAUCCAGACGUGGAGCUGCUAGUGCGUUGGUACCAGGCCGGAGCCUACCAGCCCUUCUUCCGUGGCCAUGCCACCAUCAAAAGCAAGCGACGGGAACCCUGGCUCUUUGGGAAGGAACACACCCGGCUCAUCAGAGAAGCCAUCAGAGAGCGUUACACCCUCCUGCCCUAUUGGUAUUGUCUGUUCUACUGUGCACAUGUGACUGCCGAGCCCAUCAUUAGGCCUCUGUGGGUAGAGUUCCCUGAUGAAUUAGAGACUUUUGGUGUGGAAGAUGAAUACAUGCUGGGAAGUGCUUUAUUGGUUCAUCCAGUCACAGAGCCAAAAGCUACUGUGGUUGAUGUGUUUCUGCCAGGAUCAAAUGAGGUCUGGUAUGACUCUAAGACAUUUGCUUCUUGGGAAGGAGCAUGUACUGUGAAGAUCCCAGUAGCCUUGGACACUAUACCAGUGUUUCAACGGGGUGGAAGUGUAGUGCCCAUAAAGACAACUAUAGGAAAGUCCACAGGCUGGAUGGCUGAUUCCCCAUAUGGACUCCGGGUGGCUCUAAGCACUAAGGGUUCUGCUGUGGGUGAAUUGUAUCUUGAUGAUGGCCAUUCAUUCCAAUACCUCCAAAAGCAGCAAUUCUUACACAGGAAGUUUUGUUUUUGUUCAGGUGUUUUGAGCAACAGUUGUGCUGACGAGAGAGGUCAUUAUACCAGCAAGUGUGUGGUGGAGCAGAUCUUUGUCCUCGGCCUCAAGAAGCAGCCAUCUUCUGUGACCACCCACUCAUCUGAUGGUAAAGAUCAGCCUGUGGAUUUUACAUAUUGUGCCGGAACAUUCACCCUGAGCCUGGAGAACCUCUCGCUGAACGUUGGCACUGACUGGGAGGUCCACAUUAAGUGA